GGUUAAGAACUAGGUGCUUCUCCAGAAGCUGCUGGCCAUCCUGAGAUUCUCUCAAACUCUGAAGGCCUUUAGAAGGACUUCCUCUUUAGGGCUGGACUUUCUACCCAGCAGGUCAGGAGCUGAAUCACUGAGGACACAGAUGGAAAAGGGAGGGGCAAAAAAGUGAAGGGUUGUAUUUCCUUUGAGGGACACAGCUCCAGUCUAACCUGCCAAGCUGUCCACAUCACCACCAGGAAACAGCAAAGGCAAUGAUUGGCAUAAAAAUGCACUCCCUCAGCACAGCAAAUGUUGAAUUUUGCCUUGAUGUGUUCAAGCAGCUGAAUAGUAAUAAUGCAGGAGAUAACAUCUUCUUUUCUCCACUGAGUCUGCUUUAUGCUCUAAAUAUGAUCCUCCUUGGUGCCAGAGGAUACACUGGAAGACAAAUAGAAAAGGUGCUUCACUACCAACACACUACAGAAUUUUUUAAAUCAGAGUUUGAGGACUCAUCUGAGUGCAGCCAAGCUGGGAGAAUACAUUCAGAAUUCGGAGCCCUUCUCUCUCAGAUCAACCAACCAGAUUCUAACUACACCCUCAGCAUUGCCAACAGACUCUAUGGGGCGAAGACGAUGGCAUUCCAUCAGCAAUAUUUAGCCUGUUCUGAGAAACUUUACCAAGCCAGACUACAAGUUGUUGAUUUUGAACAGUCUACAGAAGAAACGAGGGAAACUAUCAAUGCUUGGGUGGAAAAGAAAACUAACGGAAAAAUCACAAACCUCUUUGAAAAGGGCGCCAUUGACCCUUCCUCUGUAAUGGUCCUGGUGAAUGCCAUAUAUUUCAAAGGACAGUGGCAAAAUAAAUUUCAGGAAAGUGAGACAGUUAAAUCUCCUUUUCAGCUAAGUGAAGGUGAAAGUGUACCUGUGGAAAUGAUGUACCAAACUGGAACAUUUAAAUUGGCCUUCAUAAAGAAUCCACGGAUGCAAGUUCUUGAGAUGCCUUACGUUAACAACAAGCUGAGUAUGAUUAUCCUGCUGCCAGUAGAGCCAGCUAAUCUAGCAGAGAUAGAAAAGCAGCUGAACAUGAGGAGGUUUCAGGAGUGGACCAGCCCUUCCACCAUGAUGGAAAGAGAAGUGGAAGUGCAUGUCCCGCGAUUCAAACUGGAAAUCAAAUAUGAGUUAAAUUCCCUGCUAAAGUCCCUAGGGCUGACAAAUAUCUUCAGCCCAUCCAAAGCUGACUUCUCUGGAAUGUCACCAGACAAGGGCCUCUAUUUAUCAAAAGUUAUCCAUAAGUCCUAUGUGGAUGUCAACGAAGAGGGCACUGAGGCAGCUGCAGCUACUGGGGACAACAUUGCUGUAAAAAGACUCCCCAUUCGACAUCAGUUCAAAGCAGAUCAUCCUUUCCUGUUCUUUAUCAGAGACAGUUCUACUCAUAUGCUUCUCUUUGCUGGCAAGCUCGCCUCUCCAUAAACAGAGAGCGGUGAGAGUCACUGGGGAGGUUGGUGUAGGGGCAGACAGGUGACCGUAGAUUACAGUGCACAUACCUCUGUGCCUCAGUUUGCUCAUUUGCAAAAUAGGUUUAGGAUCACUUCCACUUAUUGCAUGAGUUGAUGAAAGUUGUCUGACUUUCUUAUCUUUGGGUCCUUGUGUGAGUGCUUUCUGAGUAAUAUGACUGAGUUAAUGAAAAAUGUUUCAAAGUGUUAAAUUCUCUUGAACUGUACAUGUUAGAAAGAUUGUGAAUAAUUGGCUUCAUUGUCUUUAAAAAGCAGCUUAAGGAUUUCUACUUUGGUUGGAUUUUUAAAUAUUAUAAUUUUCUUUGUGUGCUUAUAUAUACAUAUAAAACAUUGUCAAUUUUAGUUCAAAAUACUUUAUUGACUAUAAUAAAUGGAUAAAAUGUCUUAA
Chinchilla lanigera (long-tailed chinchilla) is the source of this 1874-nucleotide messenger RNA. RefSeq names its product serpin peptidase inhibitor, clade B (ovalbumin), member 11 (gene Serpinb11). NCBI's taxonomy places the organism in Eukaryota, Metazoa, Chordata, Mammalia, Rodentia, Chinchillidae. The transcript has 8 exons. The coding region runs from base 249 to 1442 and encodes 397 amino acids. Gene Ontology annotation, biological process: negative regulation of endopeptidase activity. The record is from RefSeq and is a predicted model, not a curated record. Gene Ontology annotation, molecular function: serine-type endopeptidase inhibitor activity.